ACGCACGCACACACACAGACACACACACACACCGCACGUUUCGCUGUCCGUUCGCCCCCGAAAUCGUCGCGCGAGCUGACCGAAAACAUCCCUUUUUGGGUGGAAGGUUGAAAGGUGGAAGUUCACUUGGUCGGAGUGCGCUUCGCAGUGGCCCUCGUUAGUGCACUGUGAAGGAGGAGAGAACCAGUGAAAGCGGACGCGGCUCUCGGCUCGUCAUUUCCACCCGAAGCCCCGGAGUGUCACCUUGCGUCUUGUUGUUCUGCUCCACAACUUCAUUACGUCAUUUGUUUUGUUUUGUUUUUUUUUUUGCUCAGAGGUCCCAGAAUGAAGCAGGUCUCCGGUUGGUAAAAAUGAUUCCUAGCAGACGUUCCUCCAGCUGUAGCCAAGUGGAAAGCAACAGAAUUGUCAUAAAACACUCAGCAAUGAUACUUUCUGCAAAGAGAACUUCCAUUCAAGACGUAUGACCAGAACAGACACAGAUUUACUAGGACAUAACAAAUUAGACAGAAGAUAGCAGCAAAGCAGAACACUCGAGGUUUGACAUGGAGGUUGAGCGGCAAGAGGUCACAGAUGACUCCCUCUCCAAAACCUCUCCUAAUGAUCCCGACGGGGAAAAGAAUCAAGUUCACAACUGUGACCUCUGUGGCAGGACUUUUCUGUUCUUAAGCUCUCUGUCCCAGCACAUGAGGAAGCACACAGGCGAGAAGCCGUACAAAUGCCCCCAUUGCCAGCAUCGCUCAGCCCAGAAAGGCAGCCUGAAAGCCCACAUUCGCACCCACAAGAUAGAUAGUAUGAGUCAGAGCACUGGGGUUAAUGAGGAAGAGGCAGAAGAUGAAGGAGACAAAGAAGGAGGAGUACCUGAGGAGCAAGGUGGUUGUUCCAGCCCAACUGAAAGCACCUCCGCUUGCAAUAAAGUGGUCAGUGGCGAGGAAACAACUAAGACAAGAAAGAAAGGAGUUAAAAAAGAGAGGGCAAACAGUGAGGGAGGCAAGCAGUGUUCACUGUGUAGGAAGAGGCUCCGGAGUCAAGCUGAGUUGGAGCAGCAUAUGCAAGACUUUCACGAUACCUCACAGGAGGAGCACUUGCAGGCAGAAACACAAAACACACAUCCCACAGAGGAAAACUCCACUAUGGAGGAAGGUCCCAACAUGGAGGAAGCAGAGAAAGAGAAUGAGCUUGGAAAAGGGGACUUUCCAUGUGAUCAGUGUGACCAAGUCUUCACACAAGCCUGGUUCCUCAAAGCUCACAUGAAGAAGCAUCAAAACACCAGGGAUCAUGGCUGUCGCAUCUGCGGCAGGCGAUUCCGUGAACCAUGGUUCUUGCGCAGCCACAUGAAGACACACAACACAAAGACCAAGCCAAAGACUGAUUCUGAACUUCCUGUGACUGUUAAUGAGGUGACACAGGUUGAAGCUUCCCUGGUAAACGACGUAUGCCUAUAUGAACUGUGCGCCAAAUGUGGUAACUUCUUCCAUGAUCGCAAGAGCCUGCGGCUUCAUGAGCAAGUCCACAAGAAUGCAGAUAGUCCUGCUAACAGUGCUGAUGAAAGACCAUCUCCUCUCACCAAGAGACGCUUCCUUGAGAGCCUGAACUUGAGAAUGGCAGGUGACAUGGAGAAGCUCUCAGAGGGAAGGCUUGGAAAGAGAAUCCCUGAGUUGGACCCUGUUAGCAGCUAUCAGGCCUGGCAGCUGGCUACCAGAGGCAGGGUGAUGGAGGUUUCUGAAAAAGGUCUGGGAUGGGAGGAGAGGUUAGCAGAUGCAGAUGUGGUUUAUGACAAGAAAAAGGGUGAAUAUGUACUGCUGAGACAGGAGAAACGGAAGAAACAAUUGGAUGCCACUCUAACUAUACCUAAUAAGAAGAAGCGAGGAGCAGUGACCCAGGGGUCAAGCAACACCAGCACUCCCACUGAUCAACACAGAUCUAGUGGGCAGACAUCGAUGGGGGGUGGAAACGUGGAGAGUUUGAGUGACUCUGAAUAUCGCCCCUCUUCUCGCCAUAGCCGUAAAAAUUCCCAGAAUAAGACCUCUGAGUGCUUGGAGUGUGGAAAAGGAUUCCGAACUCAGCAACAGAUGGUGAUUCACAUGCUCAUAAGACAUGGCAGCAUGAGUGAAAGCAUAAAUGGGGUUUCUCUCCAAAAUCUCUUUCCUAAAACACAGCCCAGUCUUUCUAAACCUGUGGACUCUUCAGAGGACCAAAGUCAGACAACAUACCCUGAAGGUACAGAUAAAAAGCCAUACACCUGCGACCACUGUGACUUCAGCACCGCUGACUCAGCUGCCAUGGUGUCCCACAUACGCAUUCAACAUGCAGCUAUCAGCAACGAGGCCUUAACCAGCAUGAUCACCCAAAGUCACACUCCUUCCACCAGCCACAGUGGCUUCCCCAGGCUGAGGAACGCGCUACUCCAGCAGCCCUAUUGGCCCUACACCACCUCCACCCACCAAGAGAGGGCAGCACUAAGCAGCACAGCACCUUGCACCAAGAACGGUGAUGAGAACGAGGAUGAGAAGAGCAAAGAGCAGGGAGAGGCCAGUUCUGACAAAAUGGAUGCCAGCUUAUUGAAUCUUUCUGUGGAGGCUGAAAGUGACAAAGCUGGAGCUCUAGACUCAGUACAGAAUGGUCUAGUGAGGCAUCAGUGCCCAUACUGUUCCCAUGCCACACUGUACCCUGAGGUUCUCUGGAUCCAUCAACGAAUUGCACAUAAAAUUGACAGCACCACUCUGAUCCCUAAAUGGGCUCCUAAAAAUGGCGUUAAGGGACCCAAGUCGAUUCUUGAUUUCAAGAGACGCACCGGACCUCCUCCGUUUCUUGAAGGCAAGGACUGCCCUCCGCUGCCUCAGACACGAAUCCUCCGCACAAGUCCUCCUGAAUUAAGCCCUGGAGGGACCAAGGACAAACCUCAAAGCAGCAGCGCUGAAUCCACUUACUCACAAAGCAAGGGUCAACAUUCUGGACGACUGUCACACUCCUCUAAGCAAAAUCCCAGCAGGUCCCGGAUAGAUGAAGUCAAGAACUCCAAGAGCAAAGCGGAUACCAACCAAUAUUUCACUUCAUCGACAAGCAGAGCAAGACCAGCACCAAGUCCCCAAAAGACUGGAAGCCCAAAGACAGGAAGCAGACUAAUGGAAAGUAGCUUGCUGCCCCAAGAGGGACUCCGCUUCAUGCUCACCAGCAAGCACAAUGCCUCCGAACAGAGAAGUCCCAAACCUCAGACUUCCAGCCGAUCUGACCCUCCAGCCCAGGAUGCAGACAGCUCACCUGGAUUUGACCUCUGGAGUAGGCUCAGUCUAGGUGGAUCGUCCUCACACUCUCAAAAUAAAAAACAGCAGACAGGAGAAAGUCCAGGAGCUCUUACAGACAUCUACAGUUUCUUGAAGAAUUGCAGCCCUCAUGAUUUGGCAGCGCUUUAUCAUCACUGGGGCUUUAGUAACAUGAUGAUGGAGCCAGCAGGUAUGGCGAGGUCAGGGCAGAAAGAGGGAGAAUACAUCUGUCCAGUGUGCGGGAAGAGCUUUAGCCAACCCAGUCAUUACCGUACACACAUGAGAUCUCAUACAGGUGAGAGACCGUUCCAGUGUCAGUACUGUCCCUACAGUGCCUCGCAGAAAGGCAACCUGAAAACCCAUGUCCAGACUGUACAUCGGCUCACCUUUGACAAUGCCCAGUACCCUGACAGGAGGCUCCACCAUGCCCCAUCUGUUGACCACACACACCCUUCCAGUCCCGGAUCAUCCCACAGAGCGACCACAUCCUGAACAGGAAAACCUCGGCUACACGGGUUAAAGAGGAGAACAUGUCCAUCCAAAGAUCUGUUAUCUCCUCCGGGGUAAUGUGUUCACAGACGUAACCAAGGACGGCUGAUUUAACGUAAACACUUAAGUGUAUAUAUUGUAGUUGUUCGGUUGUCUUUAGUUUCAGGUUCUGUGCCAACUGUAAUUGGAAGCCGAUGUCAAUGUUUUUUGACAUGUGGAAUUCUUUUGUUUCUUUGCAAACGAAACACCAAUGUUUUUAAUAUGCUCCAUUUUUCCUUCUUAACCUCGUAACUCAUUUCCUACUCGACCGAAAUGUUGAACCUGACGCAAAGUACUGUAGGUUUUUAUGCACUGUCCUAAAUUAUCAUCAGUGGAUCCCUUACAAAUGCUGCUUCCUUACAAAUAAUGGCCAGGAUGAUGUUACAAAUUCAAGUGGUAGCCUUAGUUAGUGUUCUUGUGUGUUCGUAUCUUUUACUCCUCAGGAUUUCAGUUAGAUACAAUUCCAAAGUCUGUAUUAUGAUGAUGAUUAUUUUUUGUAGAUUCAUUGUGGUACUUCUACAGAACCUUCAGAUUAUCUUUCUGACAUUAUACACACGGUAUGUCAUUAUGAUUUCAGAGACUAUGGUUUGUACAGUCUACAGUAUAAAACAGUUAACAUUCUUCAGUUUUCUGUUGGAAGAAUCCAUCAAAAAAAAAAUUCAAAAAGUCAAAACUUUUUGCAGAAGAUAGGAUCCCUUGAUUAUCCAACAAAGCCAUCAAGAACCUAUCAAGGACCCUUUAGAAACCAUGCAUUAUCAGUGUGGUAGGCAUGUGAAAAUUGGUGAUACUGGGUAGCAUGGGCAGUAGGCAGCAUUACAAUCUUAUGGCCCCCGGGGUUCCUGGUUGAAUCCUGUAUGGAGUUUUCCAUUCAUUUGUUCUCCCCAUUUUACUUUUGGUUCAAUAGGUUUUUCCUACCUCCAAAAACAAUACACGUUUGUUAUGCUAAAUUGCCCAUCGGUGUGUAUGCAUGGCGCCCAGCAAUGGUCUGGAAUCCCAUCCAUGGUGUACUCCACCUCUCUGAACCCAGUAUUCCUGGGAUAGACUCCAAAUCCACAGCAAUCCUCUCUCAGUGCUCAGAGAAGAUGUUUUGGUACAUUCUUAGAUAAGGGUUUCUUCAAGGCUUCAUUGGAUAAUUAAGGUUUUUUAGGUUCCUAAAAGGCAGGUAUCUACAAAGAACCUUUAAGGGCUCCACCACAAGGACAACCGAGAAUAUUUCUUAAAGUUUAACAGAAUUACAAUUUCUUAAUUCAUGGAAGCCAAUGUCUUAUAAAAUCAAUGCCGGUUUUCUAAAAAAAAAAAGAAAAAAAAAGCAAGUCUUAACAUUAUUGGGCCCAAUAUCUUUUUUUCUGAGAUCAAAUAAAUGUGCAGAAAUGUCUUAUUUUCUGUGAAAGUCAGGAAAUAAUCCAAUUUCUAUUUUGUUUUGUGUGAUUUACCUUAGUUUGAGUUUUGAUUCUAUCACUUACCAUUAAUUGUAUCUUAAAAUCUCAAAAGAAAAAAAAGAUUUAAAAAAAUACAUCUGAUGUAAGCUGAUGGCACAUAAGGACUUAAAGCCAUGGUGGAUUUUUUUCCCCCAAUAGUCAAGUUAUUGCUGGAGGACUUGAUAAUAAAUGUACAGAACUGCAAUUUCUCUGUUAUUAAUUCAGUUUAAAUUAUUGCAUUAUAGAAAACUAGCUUAAUAGCUCUGAUCAGAUCUAUAGAUCAAGCGGUAGCGUGUUUUAUAACGCCUUUAAAAAGCUUUAGAAUGCCAUAUUUUUAGAUGGUAAAUACUUAAAGCAAGGAAAUUCAUGGCCAUAUAUUUCUAUGAAUGUUGAAUAAUAUACUUAGGUAUUUACAUAUUUAGUAAUACACGGUUGUGCAAGUUUCAAUUACGUUCAUAUAUUUACAGUAGUUGACAGUGAACAUUUAUCUUGAUAUUUCCUGAUUGCAAUGUAUAUGCUGAAUCGUAAUGAAGGAAUACUUACUGAUCCCACUCCCCAAAAAAAGAAAAAAAAUAUUUGUUAGCCUAAAGGCAUCUCGAUAAUGUUAUCCUGGUUACAGUCCCAUUAUAUAUAUAUAUAUAUAU
Molecule: messenger RNA, 5850 nt
Organism: Hemibagrus wyckioides
Lineage: Eukaryota; Metazoa; Chordata; Actinopteri; Siluriformes; Bagridae
Gene: znf516
Product: zinc finger protein 516
Exons: 5
Coding region: 543-3752 (1069 amino acids)
Biological process (GO): regulation of DNA-templated transcription
Cellular component (GO): nucleus
Molecular function (GO): RNA polymerase II cis-regulatory region sequence-specific DNA binding; DNA-binding transcription factor activity, RNA polymerase II-specific
Source: RefSeq, a predicted model, not a curated record